Molecule: messenger RNA, 1242 nt
Organism: Symbiodinium sp. CCMP2592
Lineage: Eukaryota; Dinophyceae; Suessiales; Symbiodiniaceae
Source: the annotation of a GenBank genome assembly
AUGCUGGGUUUCCGAUUAAGAUCCCUCAAAGAGAACAUGUCGCCAAUGGCACAACUUCUUGACGAUGGGAGUGAUUCCUUCUGGUCCAAUCCCACGUGGCUGAAGCCAUCUUUACCAUCUGCGAUCUCCGAGGAGGAUCUCCUGGGCGUGUGGGCCGACUCGCUUGGCAAUGCGGUAUACGUGUCUGCUGGGACUUCUUCACAGCCAAAGCUGGAGGCAGUGCUGGCAAAGCCGCCGCGAGACGACAUCCACUUGUCCAUGAGGCCCGACGAGGGAAGUGGAUGGAUCUGUGGCAACGCCACGUCAAGAGCUGAGUCCACGCAAAACUUCAAUCACGUCUGUCGCUUCUUACCGACCAGCUCCAAGCAAGCACGAAGGCAGCGCGAGGUUGGAUUUGGUCAGGAGUUCUUCAUCAAUGCUGCACUGGCCAUGCUGGCACGUAAAUCCGUCAUCCAACAGUGUAAGUCCUCACCUCACAAUGCCGACAGGUUGGAGACUCGGCCGGUCGUUUGGGUGGCGUUUAGACAGGGUAUUUGCAAGGUGCGCUUGGAAAACGUGGACCAGGAAGACGUGGACCAGGACAACAGGCAGCAUGUCGUACAUGUGCGAACCAAUGCCAAUCAGAUCUCGAAGGGCACAUCGCGGCCGGCGAGCUCCGACGGUUCCGUCCUGCGCGAAGAGGUAUUGGACACGUGUUUGAAUGUGGUGCUUCGCACUGCUUCCGAGUGGAAAAACGGCUCCCCGAUGAUGCUCAUGAUGCGGGUUUGUUGGCCCCAAGAAGCUCCCAAUGAUGCUCGUGAUGCGGGCUUGUUGGCUCGGAUUGGGCUCCAAGACACCUCCAAUGAUGUUCGCGACCACGACAUUCCCAACGAUGCUUGUGAUGUCGUGUACUUGUUCUAUCUGGGGCAGAAUGCUCGCGCCUCACUUGGAGGAGCUGCUCAGUUGCUCUUGCGCCGCAAUUUGCCGGCUACAGUUCGGCCCACUCGCUCAGUGAAUUCACCAAAUACUCUCUGGGAGGACAUCAGCGAGAAGUUCGAAGGACGUUUUCUGAAAAUGGUGCAGGUGGAUGUCACUGACAUUCCUGAGGCUGCGCGUGAAUUCCGCGUGGAUGCCGUUCCAUAUUUCCUGGUCUUGCGUGACGGGCAUGUCGUUGAGCGACUGCUCGGGAAUGAACCGAAGGCCGUUGCCGAAGCCGCCGAGCGCCAUGCUGCGGCCUUUGAGAAGAUGCAGACAGAGCAGUGA